GUAAUUAAGCCGGCGCGUGGGUAACGAGGGGAGCUGUCAUCCUUAUCCCUUUUAAAACUUAGUUUAACUAGCGGUGAGUCGCUGUCUUUCACUGUUAGCGUGGGCAAUUAUCUAAAAGACGUAGGCGUAAGUAAUUUAUUGUUUAUACACAUGUUUAAGAAGACGGUGUUUUAAACUGCAGUAACUCCUGUCAUGGCGGGCGCUAAGGCGAGCGCGCUAAUGACUGUCCCAGAGAGUGAGCUGAUGGGCGACGUAUUCUCGCGCGUGCAUGGAGGGAUAUCGCUCCCGGUGUACGCCAAUAUUGCCAAGUUUCGACGGGGAAACGACGGACUAUACGUAGAUACAGAGGACUGGGAUGAAGUUCUGAGGAGAAGGCAGAUGGUCAACGCUAAAGAACGCCUACGAAUCAGGAACUUGAACAGCAUGUUUUCCCGCCUGAAACGCAUGGUGCCGCUGGUGCGCCGGGACCGGAAGCCCAGUAAGGUCGACACGCUCCGAGCCGCCACGGAAUACAUCCGCCUGCUGCUGGCCGUGCUGCACGACACCUCGACUGGCAGUAUGCUGGAGGCUGUGCCGGAGAUACCAGAGGGCAUGGCGCUGGCGGUUCCCGUGGUUUCGGCAGGCAUUGGAGGGGAUGAGGGCGGAGACAUGGGAGGGCUGGUGCUGCACCACUGUGUCCUGCCCACGUACCAGUACAUCAUACAGCUCACCCCCGAACAGGCCAUGCUGUUCCAGCCCAGCUGAGCAUGCCGGACGUCAUGGCCAAUCACAGUGCUCCUCCAAGGGGCUGUGGUGCUACCAAAGGGAAAAUGUAUAUUUGUUUAAUUUGGUUUAUUGCAAAAAAAAAAAUGUGGAAUAAAAAUGUGCAGUUAUGGCCUUUGUAUUCGUCUUUUCAUUA
Messenger RNA from Anguilla anguilla (European eel), 898 nucleotides. RefSeq names its product folliculogenesis specific bHLH transcription factor (gene figla). Bases 193 to 744 code for a protein of 183 amino acids. The record is from RefSeq and is a predicted model, not a curated record. NCBI's taxonomy places the organism in Eukaryota, Metazoa, Chordata, Actinopteri, Anguilliformes, Anguillidae. The transcript is spliced from 5 exons. Gene Ontology annotation, biological process: regulation of transcription by RNA polymerase II; developmental process. Gene Ontology annotation, molecular function: RNA polymerase II transcription regulatory region sequence-specific DNA binding; protein dimerization activity; DNA-binding transcription factor activity, RNA polymerase II-specific.